This is a messenger RNA of Zophobas morio, 4247 nucleotides long. RefSeq names its product calcium-activated chloride channel regulator 4-like. The transcript has 4 exons. Bases 279 to 3896 code for a protein of 1205 amino acids. The record is from RefSeq and is a predicted model, not a curated record. NCBI's taxonomy places the organism in Eukaryota, Metazoa, Arthropoda, Insecta, Coleoptera, Tenebrionidae.
CAGCGGUGCACGAGAGCGAGUGGGAGUAGUCGCGUCGCCGUGCCGGUUCUUCUUCAAGCCGCCAGUUCUAAUCCGGCUCUCGUACAGCGCAGUCGUCCGAGCAGGCUUCCGGUGCGUAUCGCCACUACCGGAGCGUAACGUCGACCUCUGAACAUUUUGUUGUUAUCGUGCAACGGUUGUCCUGACAACGGUACAAACAAUCGAUAGCACCAGACGCUAGUGCAAGUGUGGUGAAAGACAUGAGUGAUUUUUGAAAAAAAAUCGAAAAAUUUUUUACUAUGGAGAAGGCGAUUUUGGGAUUGUUGGUGCUGGGGGGGCUCUGCGCGGGGUUGGAGCUGAGGAACGGGGCCUACGAGGACUUCGUGGUGCGGAUCACCGAGGGCGUCCCCGUCAAGGACUGCAGGAUCGUCCUUGAUAACCUGGAGGAAACCCUUACAACUGCGUCGCAAUACCUGUUCUCGGCCCUCGACAGCCGGGCCUUCUUGCGAUCGGCAACUGUCUUGCUUCCGCCAACAUGGCCGGAUUCGUGCGCAUCCUCGCCGGUGGCUUCCGGCUCGGGUGAAGCCCCUGACGUGACGGUGUUGCCGAGAGGGCCCACGCGGGGGAGGAUUUUCACGCAGCAGUCGCUAGGGUGCGGCCAGCCCGGGGACCAGAUCUACUUAGCCUACGAAAGUCUGAUGCAAAGGGACGGGACUUUGGCGCGCUCGCUGGUGAAGGAGUUCGCGAUGUACCGCUACGGCGUCUUCGAGGAGCAAGGUUACUAUAGUGACCCGAUCUACCCGAUGUGUUUCUAUGAUGACCAGAACAAGAAAGCGAAAGCGACUGGGUGUUCGGACCACCCCAUCAACGACUUGGGAAUUUGCACCUCCGACUCCAAAACUCCCUAUAACACCACGAAAAUGGUGUCAGCGGUGGCCCGCAGCUCCAUCAUGUUCGCAGCUGAAGCUCCUCAAGUGUCCAUGUUUUGCGACGACGGCAACCAUGACCGGUUCGCACCCACCAAACACAAUUCCAUGUGUCAGAGACGAAGCGUCCUAGACGUCAUUCUCAAACACCAGGACUUCAACUCAAACAAUCAAAUCAACAACGUGAACAACGACCAACUAGUAGACACCACGAUUAGAAUCACCUACAAGAAGCAAAAUUUAACACGAUAUGUCUUCGUCUUGGAAAACACCAAAGAUAUGAUGCAGAGGGACUCCUGGAACUACCUUCGUCUGGCUUUGAAGUACUGGGCUUUGACCACCAUGCCCGACAAUAGCGAAGUUGGAAUAGUUUUAGCCGAAGAUACCUCAAAGAAGCUCUUGGACAUCGUCUCCGUCAAAAACAACAACAAAGACGAAGGUAGCAACAGAGACAAGUUCUACUCGAAAAUCCCCUACACACCUACUGAUACUUUGCGCCCGGGUUGCCUAGAUUGUGCUAUCAAAGACGCCGCAGACAUGUUAAUCGAACGAACGAAGAACCACGGAGCCGCUAAUAACGUCAUCGUAGUAAUAGCGGCCGGAAUGAACCCCAGCGAACAACUAACCAAAGUUAUGGAAAAAGUAAAGAAGGCGAAGAUUAAAGUUGCUACGAUCACGUACCCUACGAUGAUGCGCAGCGAUCUUUUGAACCCUCUGGCUGAACAAACCGGAGGCGUGGCUUACACAGUCUUCGAACGCAAACUUAACGUCGAUACCACCCUUCUGUCCACCUACUUCGAACUAAAAAACGCCCUUAAUGACAUAGUGCAGCGGUUCUACUCUGGAACCAUCGCAGACCUACCCAUCGAGAUCCACCGCCGCGAAAUCACAGACGACGGGCGAAGUUCCAUCACUGGAAGCUUCAUGUUUGACACCACCGUAGGCAAACCAUCACAGUUCACCUUCUUCACCCACAACUCAGUCACGCCUUUAAUCAAAAGUCUGAAACUAGUGAGUCCAAGUCUCCAAACCUUCUCAGAACGGAACGACCGGUACCUGGACUUGAAAAUGAUCCGAUUGACCGCAAAUAUCUCUGAAAGUGGUACCUGGACCUACUCUGUCGAGCCGUACCCCGGUAACCCUCAACCACACUUUCUCCAAGUGACUGCAACCCCCAUUUCGGCCACCGCGCCAGUGGUGAGGGCCCGCUUCUGGACCCACAAAAACCAACCGAACGGGCCUCUAAUCCUUCUGGUUGAAGUGAAAAAGGGUGAAAUUCCGGUCUUAGGAGCUAAGGUUGAAGUAACCGUGACCAAACCCGAAAUUAAUGGGUCGUACCCUCACAAAAACCAUUUGGAACUACUAGACACUGGUGCGGGCGAUCCCGAUAUCACUAAAGGUGACGGGGUCUACACAAGGUACUUCAGCGCUAGUGACUCCGGGCCAGGGUUAUACAACUUCGAAGUCGUCGUUACCGAUAAUGGUAACACAGCAUACACCUGGACUGACUCAGCUAAAUUUGAUGACAAUAAACCUUGCUGCGGCUCAACCAUAGCUUCCUCAGGAGUCACCCCAGUCUCCCCCUUCCAACGCGUCUUACCAAAAAUAACCAUGAUGGUAACCUCCCAAGAUAUCGCAGCCGAAGGUCAAGUUCCCGCGGGACGCAUCGGCGAUUUAAAAUCACACGUCAUUCCAGAAGAUAUGAAGGCGCGUCUUAGUUGGACUGCGCCUGAUAUGAGUGGUCACACAGUUUCUCGGUACGACAUCAAGUACGCCAGUUCGGUCCAAGACAUCACUGAUGGUUUUGAAACUGUGGCAAAAUCGUGGGAUAAUGCUCAGCCUUUCCCCUUGGCACCGGGUUCUGAAACCACCUUCACCAUUGACAUGUCACAGAACAAGGACCUUCUAGAUAAACCUCUGUAUUUUGCGAUCAAAGCAUAUCCCAAGUUUUCGUCAGACUUGAGUGGACCUGUGUCCAACUGGAUUCGGGUUUUGGUACCUUCACCACCGCCACCACCAACGGUGCCACCCACCUCUCCGUCACACGAACAACCCUUCUGGCCUAACAGUAACGCCAAUUCCGUGGGGGUGAACCCAGUGAGUCCUAGCAUAUCCAAAACGAUGGGGGUUGGGUUGGAAUUGAUCCUUCCAAUAGUGAUAGGUUUUAUUCUUUUGAUCAUCCUCUUGAUCGUGUAUUGUUACUUCUGUAUUUUGAAAAAACGCCACCACCGGGACCACCAUAAAAAGUCCAGUGGGUCAAUCAAGAAUGAUAAGUUAUCGUCGACCAUCACCAUCGUUCCGAGUAGUCCGCAGAACGUCCCGCAGACCCAGAAUACUUACGCGGCUGCCGAUAUGCCAGAUCCUCACCAGAUCGGGGUACCCGUGAAGUACGAAUACGAAGAAGAUACGAAGAAAAGGUACUCUUUGGUUAAUCAGCAAGAACAACAACUGAUUGAAGAGUUGAAGCAGCAACAGAUGGCACAACGGGAGUUGGGGACUCCUAAUAACGGGUACCAAGGGUUGAGUGUCAUCUCUAGUAGUACCUUGAACCGCAACGGUCACACCCUCAGUCCGUACAACUCCUGGAGUGCCUCUCAGCUUUUGCACGAACAUGAACGUCGACACAGCCCCCUUGAAGCCAUGGACGACCAAAUGAGCCCCCAUCAAGAUUUAAUGAUGACCGCCCCCGACCACAUGUCCCUCAAUGGGCAAAAUAUGGACCACAUGAGUUUGAACGGGCACCACGUUCCUGAUCAUUACCAAAGCCAGCACGUGCCGCCUCCAGUGCCGCCACUACCCGCCUUCAAUAAUGGUUACCCAGUCAACUACAACAUAUACGGGGUGCACCAAGGCAACCAACAAGGUCACCCCAUCUACCAGUCUAUGCAAAGGAGCGGCGAACCUCUCGUUCCUUUUAACCCGAGUCUGCAAGGAUCCUUGUCUUCUGUUAACAGUGGUGAUAAGAAAAGACGGAAUGUGACGAUGGUGUAACGGUGCGUGAUCACAAAAACUUGCACGACGACGUAUUUAUAUGAUGUGUAAUUUUUUUGUUGGACUUUUUGUAAAUUUUGUUUGCUAGUCAAUGUUGAUGUACGUUUUAUAAUGUAAAGCCAGUACUUAGGUGUAAGAUUAUUUGUAGUUUUAUACAAAUUUUAUUUGAUGAGACUGAUCUCGGAGUUUUUAUGUAGCCAAUGUGGGUCGCCGUUCUGUAAUCGCGUUUGUAUGUUAGCUACAUGGAGUGUAUAUAGUAGUGCGUAGGUUAGGAGUAUGACAGAUGUGUAUAUAUUUUGAUAUUGUUUUUGUAAUUUCUAAAUAACUACGCAAUAAAUAAGAUAUUCAGUU